Camellia sinensis is the source of this 2137-nucleotide messenger RNA. The record is from RefSeq and is a predicted model, not a curated record. Lineage: Eukaryota; Viridiplantae; Streptophyta; Magnoliopsida; Ericales; Theaceae.
AAAUAAACCUAUAAAAAGCAAAAAGACAUACUCCAGAAGUUAUGUAUAGAAAUUAAUAGCAGAGAAUUCAACAAAUUUACUGACAAGUUUAUUUAUUAUAAUCAGUGAUAAUAAGUUAUAGAUUUAAGACUGAUGAAUUUAUUCCGGCUGGUUCUUUAAAUUUUUAUACACAGUAGAUCUAGUUCACAGACAGAAUCAAUCUCACUAAUAGGAACUCAAGCGAUCGUGUCAUGGCUACAUCUCGACGUUGACAAGGGUUAUGAUACUAGAUCGACAUUGAAGUAGUAGAUCAGCGUUGAAAUUGGCCAGAUCUAAAGUCACCGGUGAAGAUUGGUAGUGAAGAGAGAAUAGAUUGCUGAUGGAGGAGGAGGAUGGUGGCUCCGGCGGUAUUGAAGAUAGCAGAUGGAUGAUGAAGGAGGAGCGGUGAUGAUGGCAAUGAGAGAGGAAGAUGGUGGUGUGAAGCAAGCGACGGAAACGAUGAGGGAGGAGGACGAGGAUGGUGGUUGAGGCAAGUGAUGUUGACGACAACGGAGGAGAACGAUGGUCGACGGAGAGAAACAAUGGUACCCACUUGAUGUUUCGCAAAAUGGAGUGGUCGAGCCGGAGCAGGAGGCAUCAUCCGAUCAGAUCAGGGUGAAUGGAUUGUGGGUUUUAAACAUCAUGUGGGUCAGUCAACAGAAUUGGUUCUUGACUCUUUAUUAUUGUUGUUGGAAUCCUUUAAUUGAUACUAGGGCAUUGAUUGAUUUGUCAUCGUAACAGUUAAGUAAGAUUUGAUCAAAAAUAUUGAUUUGGAUAUUCGUUCCUUGUAUAGUCUUCAUUCUUUUAACUCUUUGUUUUGAAUUUUUAUGUGAGGCUACAACUAUUGGAUAGCUUGUUGUCUGGACUUCAUUUUAGACACUUGAUUUGCCCAAAACGGUGAUCGGACGAGAGAAUUACAUUUGUUUGAAAUUUGAGUGCUCAAGCGCAACUUUGGUUGCUCAAGCCGCACCUGAAUUUUUUUUGGUCCAUCUUAUUCAAGAUGAAUCAAGACUUUAUGUGACGAAUGGAAUACGAUCCAAUAGCCAAAACUCAAACUGUGGGAUUUUGAAGAAAAAUUUGGAGUCGCCACGUAACAUAAAAUUCAGUACGAUGCAUCUAUCAUGCGAUGUGCGGAUGAGAUUGAGCUAAUAGAUACCUCUACGAGAAAUUGGGGCUGCGGAGCUGUAGGCUAUUUGGAGUGGGCUGCAAUUGGCUUGGGCUGCAAUAUAUCUUCCUUCUCUGGUCAAUGCUGAAAAUUUUCUUCUUUCUUCUAGAGUCAAAAAGAUUCAAGGCUGUUGUCAUUCGAAUUGAGAGUCCUGGAGAUGAUGCUUUUGCAUCUAAUUUGGAAGUUUAAUUUAGGAAAACUAUAUGAAAAGAUUGGCUUCAAUAAAGGGAUCUUAUCAACAAGAAGAUUUGCAGAGCUUACUGUAGCUGAACAUGGACCAUUCAGAUCAGAUGAAGCAAAACUCUUUGCCAAGUCUGCUCAGAAUGCAUACAAACAGUUUAGAGACAAGGCGGCAUAUUCAAGAUCAAUGAUUGUAGAUAAGAUGGAGGAGGUGGCACAGGGGAGAGUGUGGACUGGUAAAGAAGCAGUUUCACAAGGUUUAGUUGAUGCUAUUGGUGGGUUUUCUCGUGCUGUUGCUAUAGCAAAGCAGAAGGCUAAUAUACCCCCAGGUAGAGAGGUUACUCUUGUUGAGCUAUCAAGACCGUCCCCAACCCUGCCGGAAAUCUUAGUCGGCAUUGGUAACACCGUGGUUGGGGUGGAUAGGACAUUGCAAGAAUUGCUGCAAGACUUGGCAUCUUCUGACGAAAUUCAAGCCCGGAUGGACGGAAUCAUGUUUCAGAAACUGGAUGGUGUUUCGAAUUCCAGUCAUCUCUUCACUUUGAUUAAAGAUUACUUGAGUUCCCUUUGACCUCUUAUAUCUGUCUAUCCAUCGUCUCAAUUUCAGGUGUUUAUUUAUUUAUUUUUAUUUUUUGUAAAAAUGUAGAAGAGGUGAGCCACUUGUCUGCUUACUGAAAAUGUUACUAUAAUUUUGCACUUUAUUUCUCCUUUUUCAUUUUCACUUUUUGUGAGAGAGCUACAUGUUAUUUGUUUAUUGUUAAUCUGUAGUAGAUUAUU